This is a messenger RNA of Culex pipiens pallens (northern house mosquito), 1492 nucleotides long. It is a transcript of the gene Lipt1, whose product is annotated as lipoyltransferase 1, mitochondrial. Gene Ontology annotation, cellular component: cytoplasm; mitochondrion. Gene Ontology annotation, molecular function: lipoyltransferase activity. The record is from RefSeq and is a predicted model, not a curated record. Gene Ontology annotation, biological process: protein lipoylation. The transcript has 4 exons. Lineage: Eukaryota; Metazoa; Arthropoda; Insecta; Diptera; Culicidae. The coding region runs from base 212 to 1438 and encodes 408 amino acids.
GUCUCUAACUAAACUGCAGCGCAAAUACUGUGUAGUUUCAAAUCGUUAGUUGCGCGAUUUAAGGGUGAGCUCCGAUUGCUGGAGAUUCUAGUACGUUACGCAACUUGGUGAUUCAGGACCGGAAAAAAAGUUAAGACGCAACCAAAAAUAAAAACAGAAAUCAUAUAUAGGACAAAGAGAUCAAAAUAAAGAAGGCAUAAAAACGUACAAGAUGGCCGCCCUUGCCGUACACCGAUGCAACACAGUCGCACGUGCCGUGGGCAAGUGGUAUGUGUCCGCUCCGAACUCCACCACCACCAACACGCUGCUAUCGCUGUCCGUACGCAGCAUCACGACCACUGGCAAAGGCACCACCGGAGGCAGCAACAACAACAAACAGCUGUCCGCGGCCGACGUGAAGAAGAUCCCCGACAGCGAGGUCAAAAAAUCCGUCUUCAUCUCCCAGUCCAACGAUGUGUUCACGAACCUCGCCCUGGAGGACUGGAUCUACCGCAACUUUGACUUUACCCAUCACCACAUCCUGAUGCUGUGGAUCAACAAGCCGACGGUGGUCGUGGGACGCCACCAGAACCCCUUCGCCGAGACGAACGUGUCCCAGCUGAUGCGCAACGAGGUCGAGCUGGCGCGGCGCAACAGCGGCGGCGGAGCGGUCUUCCACGACCUGGGAAAUCUGAACUGUACCUUCUUCGUGCCGCGGGCUCGCUACGAUCGGAAGUACAACCUGAACCUGAUUACGCGGGCGCUGUACCGCGAGUACGCCAUCAACGCGGACAUUUCCGACCGGGACGACAUCACCGUGAUGGGCAAGAAGAUUUCUGGUACUGCGGCGAAACUGGGUCAGCCGAAUGCCUACCAUCACUGCACUCUGCUGGUCAACUCGAACAAAUUGCACCUGGGGGAGUCACUGGCCAAGGAUGAAGCCGAAAUCAUCAGCAAGGCCACCGCUUCGGUGCCAUCGCCGAUUAAAAACCUGUCCGACGUGAACCGCGCCGUCAACAUCCAGCAGCUCUUAUCAGCCAUUGGAUACGAGUUCCUGCGGACGCCGGCCACCCAGCUGACCGACGGCGGACGUGACCUGCUGAUGAAGCAGCUCGGCUUCCAGCUGAUCAACCCCACCGAGAAGUGGUUCCCGGGGCUGAACGAGCUGCGCGAGAACUUUGCCUCGUGGGACUGGCGGUUCGGCAAGACGCCCAAAUUUUCCGUGCAGAAGAGCAUCCAGCUCAAGGGGCAGGACGUUCAGCAACCUGACCUGAAGAUCCGGGUCGACGUGGAGAAGGGUCUGAUGCAGGAGAUUAGCUUGAUCGUGCCGGGGCAGGAGCCGAUUCCGGUCGUUUCAAACAUGGUCGGCCAGCCGUACCUGGAGGACUGCUUCAACGGGAUCCUGGAGGCGAUGAAGGGCGCCAGCACGGAGAACAUGAAGCACGCGAUGGGCUUAUGAGGGCUGGGCACCACGCGGAACAACAACACCAACGGCGAGGAGUAGCGAGAAGGA